GCACUAUGGACCUGAUCUUUACUCGUGGAAAAUCUGCUAUCCUUGAGCGGUCACUCACACGACCCAAGACGGAUGUCAGCCUCAGUGCCUUCUCCCUGUUAUUUUCUGAGAUUGUGCAGUACUGUCAGAACAGGGUUUACUCUGUUUCUGAGCUUCAGAACAAACUUUCUGAGCUGGGGCAGCAGGUGGGAGCCCGUAUCUUGGAUGUGCUGGUGAUGCGAGAGAAAAAUGGUAAGCGCGAAACCAAGGUCAUCAACAUUCUGCUCUUCAUCAAGGUGACAGUGUGGAAGGCUCUCUUUGGGAAGGAAGCAGACAAAUUGGAGCAAGCCAAUGAUGAUGACAAGACUUACUAUAUCAUUGAGAAGGAACCUCUCAUCAAUACUUAUAUUUCAGUUCCCAAGGAGAACAGUACACUCAACUGUGCCUCUUUCACAGCUGGCAUUGUGGAGGCCAUGCUGACAUGCAGUGGUUUUCCUGCCAAAGUCACAGCCCAUUGGCAUAAGGGUACCACCCUCAUGAUCAAAUUUGAUGAAUCAGUUAUAGCACGUGACAAAGCCCUGGAUGGGCGCUGACUUCAUUUGGGGCUGAAUUGAAUUGUACUUUGCCAGUAUUCUGAAAUAAUUUCCCAGUUCAUGUUUGGAUGAUAUGUAGUACCAGAGACAAAGGUCCAUUUCAUAUCAGAAUAAGGCAUUUUGUUCAUAAACUGAUGCUGACAGUGAAUAUUUCUAUAGCAUUUUCAUUCAUUGUGUUGGGUCGUUCCUAUUUCCUGAAUCUGUUCCUUUACUCCUUUUAAAGACUGAGGAUUGAAAAGAAGAUGGAGUUUAGUGUUUCCCUACCAGGAGAAAGAUAAUUUAUGCAGGUCCAAGAUAUGUGCAAGUUGAUAUAAUGCAUUAGUAUCUUGUAUUUCUUUGCUGUGUCCCAACUAAGGUUGUGUCUAGAAAAUACUAAUGAAGGGGGUGUAUUGCUGGGUCAUCAGUUUCAGAAUGAACAGUGCCUGAUCAUUCUGUUGCUGCUAGCCUCUUUCAGUUAUUGCUGAAUAUGUCCGCCUGCUUAUCUCCAGGAUCAAGCUGGAGCUGCCUUGGUGGUACUUUGUACAAAUUACACAACCAUUUUCUUUUAGAUAAAAACAGAGAGAUGUGUGGUUCAUUACACAAUAAAAGUUCAGAAGAGGUCAUAUUCUGCUUUCAAGCGUAAUGGCAACAGAUAUCGCAAUCUGUUUCUGCCAUUAUCACCUGCAAAUGCAAAAUUUUGAAAUUCUGUUCUUUGAGAGUCAUUCCAAGAACUGUUGUCACUGGACAUUCUUAUCAGCAUGUGAAUCAGUUUAGUUUAAAAUAUAGUAAACUGUAACUUAUUUUAAAUUGUAAAAUAAACUUGAUAUGUUAAACCAGCCAGCUGGACAA
This is a messenger RNA of Pogona vitticeps (central bearded dragon), 1400 nucleotides long. RefSeq names its product trafficking protein particle complex subunit 5 (gene TRAPPC5). Gene Ontology annotation, cellular component: TRAPPI protein complex; TRAPPIII protein complex; TRAPPII protein complex. The record is from RefSeq and is a predicted model, not a curated record. Lineage: Eukaryota; Metazoa; Chordata; Lepidosauria; Squamata; Agamidae. Gene Ontology annotation, biological process: endoplasmic reticulum to Golgi vesicle-mediated transport.